AUCAAAGAAUAAAGUUGGGAGGUGUAAAAUUAAUUAUUUUUAUUGUUCUUCAAUUCUAGAAAAAAAUAAUCAAGAGAGCAAAAUUAAUUUAUUUUUUAAGUUUUUAAUUAAUACAAACAUGAUGCACCAAGCGUAUAAUAUGCAACUUUUAACAAAACUCUCCGUUCAUAUUGAAUCCAUUGCAGCUUUUGAUAAUACCAUAGUUCUUGGAACACGUAAAGGUGAAUUACUUACGUAUGCGGUUAAGAAAAAAGAAGAUGAAGACAAAAUGAAAUUGGAUUUACAAAUUUUCGAUAAAGAAUUUAGCAAAAAACCUAUUGUACAAUUAGAAGUUGUACCAAAAGAAUUACUUUUUGCAUUAACAGAUAAUAUAAUUCAUGUUAGUUAUAUUAACAAAAUGAAAUUAUUACGUUUAUAUAAAGCUUCCGAAACGAAAGGAGCAAGUCUAUUUUGCAUUCAUGAGAAAACUUCAGAAUCGACAACAUGUGAAGUAAAAUCAAUUAUAACAGUGUGUGUGGCUAUUAAACGGAAAUUACAAUUUUAUAUUUGGGAAAACAAUAAAUUUACUGAUAUGAAAAUUUCUAUUGAGUUAAAAGAUUUACCUAAAGCGAUUUCAAUAUAUAAUGAAUUUGUUUGUGUUGGAUUUAAGGAUGAAUACGUUUUAUAUGAUAUGUCAGAAAAACCAUCAUUAAAACAUGAUUUAAUCUCAACUUCAUCAUCUUAUAGUCAAGAUCCUUGUAUUUGUCUAUUAAAAGACGUUUUCGGAUUGAUAAAGGAUCAGUUUUUGGUCGGUGUGGACCCAAUGGAAUUUCCAAAACCAAAUAAGGAUAGUAAAAGGCAGGAUGAUAAUCAAAUUAAGCCUACUACCGAAAUAAUUCCAGAAAGAAUAACACUUUCGAAAAAUUCUGAUGCAUGUAAACAUUUUUCACCAUUGUUAUGGAGUCAGCCUGUUUUAAAUCUAGUUUGGGAUGAACCAUACAUAUUAGGUCGUACUGCAGAUUGCUUAGAAGUUCGUUGUUUUGACUCAAAUGGUUUAAAUAAAGAAUCAUUGGUGCAAUCUUUUCCCGAUCUUGGUAAAGCUCGAUUUUUGAAGUGCUCUGGCAAAGGUACAAUUUUUGCAGCAGCUAUUUCUGAAUUAUGGUAUCUUGGAAGAGUUGAUAUUUCUAAGCAAAUUCAAAGUUUACAAACCCAUAAGAAAUUUCAAUUGGCCAUCGACUUAACAAACACUUCGGAUAAAUCAGAAGAAGAAAAAGAGGAAAUCAUACGAAAAAUUCAAGCAAGGUUUGCAAGAGAACUUUUCUUUACAAAACAGUUUAGUGCGGCCAUGCAAGAAUUUGCAAAGUCUCCGACACACCCAUACGAUGUGAUUCGUUUAUUUCCAAAUUUAUUUCCAAAUGAUAGUCAGCGGUCAUCACCUACACAUACUGAUUCAAAUAUUCCACUAUUAGAAGAUAAGGAUUUGGAAGAUGCUUUAUUAGCAUUACAAGAUUAUUUAGCUUUUGCAAGGCACGAGGAAGUUAAGCGUAUAGAAAAACUUUGUGAAAAAGAUAAACAGAGUAAGGGUUCAAAGCCGAAAGUAUCAACUUUGCUGUCUGUGUUAGAUACGACAUUAUUAAAAACAUAUUUACAAACAAAUAAUUCCAAAAUUGAAAUAUUAUUACGGCAAGGUCGUUGCGACUUUGAAGAAUCAGAGAAAACACUGAUAAAAUAUAGAAAGUUUUCAGAAUUAAACAUUUUGUAUAAUACAAAUGGAAAACAUCAAAAAGCUUUAGAGUUACUUAAAUCACAAUCAGAUAACCCUGGAACUCGUCUUUAUGGAGUUGAACAAACUAUCAAAUAUCUACAAACACUGGGACCCGAACAUAAAUAUUUAAUUUUUGAAUAUUCAGAUUGGGUAUUAAAGAAAGAUCCAAAUGCCGGUAUUAAAAUAUUUACUGAAAAUUUUGAUGAAAUUAAAGCACUUCCUAGGCCAGAAGUUCUUGAUUUUUUAUUAAAAGGGCAUAAAGGAUUGGUUAUUCCAUAUUUGGAACAUAUAAUUGAAGAAUGGAAUGAAAAAACUCCAUUAUUUCAUAAUUAUUUAAUAAACCAGUAUAGAAAAGAGAUCGAUAAUUUAAAAAGUAUUUUAGAAAAAGAUGAGAAUGCAAUUGAAGCAUCAGAGUCAUACAAGUCUACUCGUAGUAAAUUACUAAAUUUUUUAAAAACAUCCAACAUUUAUUCACCUGAAAAUGUUUUAAAAGAUUUACCAACAAACGAUUUAUUUGAAGAACGUGCAAUAAUUUUAGGAAAAUUAAAGAAACAUAGAAAAGUAUUAGUUAUAUAUUAUCAAGUUCUUGGGGAUAUUGAAAAAGCCAAAGAAUAUUGUGAACAAGUUUAUCCCGAUGACAACAAUAUCUUAGUUCUUUUAAUUGAAACUUUACUAACUAAACCAGAUGCACCUCCAUAUAAUGGUGUAACAUUACAUCCAAUCUGUUUACAACCAAAUACAGAAAUUGUUUUGGAACUUCUCGACAAAUAUGGCACAAAAAUUGAUCCAGUUGAUGUGAUAGCGUGUCUACCAAAUGAUAUACCAUUACAUAGGAUUAAGGAUUUUUUAGAAAAUUCUUUAAGAGACAAGUUGGAAACAAGACGUCAUUGUCAAGUUUUAAAUGGUUUACUUAAUGCUGAAGAAUUGAGAUUAAAAGAAAAACUUAUGCGCUAUGAAAAGAAGAGUAUAGUUUUAACUGCUUAUAGUAUUUGUAAUAUUUGUAAAAAACGAUUUACAAAUCAAAGUGCAUUUGUUAAAUAUCCGGAUGGUGAAAUCGUGCAUUUUUCAUGUCAAGAUAAAAUUUCAAAUUAAUAAUUUAUCAAUAUUUUGGUCAGUUCUAAUUUUUUUUUUAUUAUUAUUUAAUUUAAAAAUACAUAUAUUAUUAAAAGUGGUAAUAAAAUAAUAUAAUAAAAAUUUUUU
Condylostylus longicornis is the source of this 2944-nucleotide messenger RNA. RefSeq names its product vam6/Vps39-like protein (gene Vps39). Gene Ontology annotation, biological process: intracellular protein transport; vesicle-mediated transport; endosomal vesicle fusion. The transcript has 8 exons. NCBI's taxonomy places the organism in Eukaryota, Metazoa, Arthropoda, Insecta, Diptera, Dolichopodidae. Bases 119 to 2836 code for a protein of 905 amino acids. Gene Ontology annotation, cellular component: cytoplasm; membrane. The record is from RefSeq and is a predicted model, not a curated record.